AUGCUGCUCGACGCCGUGGGACUGAGCCAGAGCGGCCGGCCGGAGCUCGUGCAAGGCGAGGUGGAGAGGCUGAUCAUUGACAAGGUGGACCUCAGCUUCGAGGGACGUGGCGGUGUGGUGGGCAGCACAUCGGACAAAUACACUGGUGGAUAUGCAGUUCUCACAUCCCAUCGAGUGCUGUGGAUCGAUGCUGCCGCUUCCCCAUCGGCAGGGUUGUCAUGCUUUGUGCCUCUCAGUGCAAUCCACAGUACAGAGGUGUCAAAAUACUCCUGGGCAAAAAAAGCACCCAAGCUGAAAUUGAGCACCUAUGAGUCUGAGGAUGGCCGACCUGCAGCAGGUGGGAUGGGUGCUGUUCGGGUGGGCAAAGUCUCCCUGGUAUGCCAUGGAGGCAUCACAGAGAAGAUCCGUGAGCAGCUGGAUCUGGCCUUGCAGCAGAAGGCCUGGAGGCAGUCGGAGGCUUCAGUGUCUGGCCAAACGCAUGACAGAGUGGACGGCAGCCGAGCUGCAUCAGCAUCUGCAGCGGGCCCAAGGAGCCAUCCUGGAGUGAAUGUUGAGUUCCUGGAGCAGCUGGUGUCCAUGGGGUUCAGCCACAACCGUGCUAUUCGUGCAAUCCUUGCAACACACAACACCAGCGUGGCUGCUGCCCUCGACCACAUUUUUGCUUUCUACCAUGACCCCACACUCGACUACGAAUUGGAUGGUGACAGUGCUGGUUGGGUGCUGGUCAACAGCUCAAAUGCUGACGACUCGCUUCAGACUGUAAGGCCUCCUGUAGGGAGUGCAGGGGUGAUGGGGAUCAUGAGGAAGCAGGAGGAGCAAGCAAAAGAGGCCACAAAAUCCCUGCAGACUGCGUUCCAGGACCUCGAGGCGCUGAUGGGUAUGGCGCACACGAUGGUUGGGCUAGCUGAGAAGUUUCACAGCAAGUUGAGGGGCGCGGGCACAACGAGCGAUGACGAGCUCAUGGACGAAGAGACGAUGAGCGAGCUGAUACGAAUGGGCAUCGCAAGCCCCGUCACAAAAGAAUCCGCAGGCGCCCGGUACCACCAGGAGCUCGCCCGCCAGCUGUCCGACUUUCUUCUGGCGCCCCUCGAGCGCGCCGGCGGCAUGAUGACCCUCACGGACGUCUACUCCCUCUUCAACCGCGCCCGGGGCACCGCCCUCAUAUCCCCCGACGACCUCCUCCAGGCCUCGGGCCUGUUCCCCAGCCUGGGCCUGUCCCUGCGCUUGCACACCUUCGCCAGCGGCGUGAUCGUCAUCCAGUCGCUCAGCCACAGCGACAGCAAGGUGGCGGAGACGAUCGGCGGGCUGGUGGCCGAUGACGCGAAGUGCCAGGCGCCCAUCAGCGCCUCGGACGUGGCCAAGGCCAUGAAGGUGCCCGUGACCAUCGCCCAGGAGCACCUGCUCACUGCGGAGCAGCACAGGGUGCUGUGCCGCGACGACGGGCCCGAGGGCCUCAGGUUCUUCAGGAACUUUUUCUGGGACGCGGCUGGAUAG
Molecule: messenger RNA, 1494 nt
Organism: Ostreobium quekettii
Lineage: Eukaryota; Viridiplantae; Chlorophyta; Ulvophyceae; Bryopsidales; Ostreobiaceae
Source: the annotation of a GenBank genome assembly